AGCAGAGGCGGGGUUAAACUGCGUCCCCCCUGUCCCAUUCAGUCACUUUCCUAGUCAGGCAGGCAGAGAGAGUGAGAGGAGAGAAAGAGGCAGAUCCAGGACCAUGGCACACCAUGAAGCACCCCAUAAAGACCCCAGAAAGAUGGGCAUCGGCCGCUCCAUCGCCGUGCUGACCUCCGGAGGCGAUGCCCAGGGUAUGAAUGCUGCUGUGAGGGCCACAGUCAGAAUGGGCAUCUACACUGGGGCCAAGGUCUACUUCGUUCAUGAAGGUUACCAGGGUCUGGUGGAUGGAGGUGACAACAUCAAACUUGCCACCUGGGAGAGUGUGUCUAUGAUGCUGCAUCUGGGUGGAACUGUGAUUGGCAGUGCCCGCUGUAUGGACUUCAAAGAGAAGUGGGGGCGUCUGAAGGCCGCCUGCAACUUGGUCAAACUGGGCAUCACCAAUCUGUGUGUGAUCGGCGGCGAUGGUAGCUUGACUGGUGCCAACCAGUUCCGUACAGAGUGGAGCGAGCUGCUGGCUGACCUGACAAAAGGGGGUGAGAUACCUGGGCCACCAACAAGACUACAUUACCCAGCAACCUUCACUCAAAAGCACCCAAUACGUGCCUGUGUGUGUAUUAACAUUGCUCUCUGUCUCCACAGUUACCUGGCCCUGGUGACUGCUUUGGCCUGUGGUGCUGACUGGGUGUUCAUCCCAGAAAUGCCCCCAGAGGAAAACUGGGAGGAACAUUUGUGCAAAAGAUUGAUUGCGCAAAGGGGGCGUGGUUCUCGUCUGAACGUCAUCAUUCUGGCAGAGGGAGCCCAGGACCGUAACCAGAAACCCAUCACCUGUGACCAAGUCAAAAAUCUGGUAUCCAAGAAACUUGGCUUCGACACCCGUUCCACUAUCCUGGGACACGUACAGAGAGGUGGCACCCCCUCUGCUUUUGACAGAAUCCUGGGUAGCAGGAUGGGUGUGGAGGCUGUGAUGGCUCUGUUGGAGGCCACCCCAGAAACCCCAGCCUGUGUUGUCAGUCUUUCUGGGAACAUGGCCGUCAGGCUGCCUCUCAUGGAGUGUGUCCAAGUGACUAAAGAUGUGACCGUAGCCAUGACUGAGGGGAGAUUUGAAGAUGCUGUAAAGCUCAGGGGAAAGAGCUUUCAGAAUAACUGGGACACAUACAAAAUGCUGGCUCACGUAACCCCACCAGAAAUGAAGAGCAACAUCAACAUUGCCAUUAUAAAUGUUGGCGCCCCCUGUGCUGGGAUGAAUGCAGCAGUGCGUGCAGCUGUCAGGGUCGGUAUCAUCCAGGGACACCAGAUGCUAGCUGUACAUGACGGCUUUGACGGCCUGGCUAACGGACAGAUUGAGCCUAUCAUCUGGGCUCAAGUGGGUGGAUGGACUGGGAAGGGAGGGUCCAAUCUCGGUACCAAGAGACACCUGCCAGGUAAAAACAUUGAGCAAAUCAGCCUGAACAUUACCAAGUUCAACAUCCAUUCUCUGAUCAUCAUCGGAGGCUUUGAGGCGUAUCUGGGUGGUCUGGAGCUGGUGACAGCCAGGGAGAUGUACGAGGAGUUGUGUAUCCCCAUGGUGGUCAUUCCCGCCACCGUCUCCAACAAUGUUCCCGGAUCGGACUUCAGCAUCGGAGCUGAUACCGCCCUUAACACCAUCACCAUGACUUGCGACAGGAUAAAGCAGUCUGCUGCUGGCACUAAGAGGAGAGUGUUCAUCAUUGAGACCAUGGGGGGAUACUGCGGCUACUUAGCAACCAUGGCUGGCUUGUCAUCUGGGGCUGAUGAUGCCUACAUCUAUGAAGAGCCUUUCCAUAUCCGUGACCUAGAGCUGAACGUGGAGCAUCUGAUAGAAAAGAUGAAGACCUCAGUGAAGAGAGGCCUCAUUCUCAGGAACUCUAAUGCCAAUGAGAACUACACCACACAGUUCCUCUACAACCUGUACUCAGAGGAGGGAAAGGGCACGUUCGACUGCAGGAUGAAUGUCCUAGGACACAUGCAGCAGGGUGGAACCCCCAGUCCCUUUGACAGGAAUUUUGGUACCAAGAUGGGAUCCAAGUCUGUCCUGUGGCUGACUGACAAGCUGAAGGAGUGCUACAGACACGGUCGUAUCUUUGCCAACAUGCCAGACUCUGCCUGUGUGCUGGGCAUGAAGAAGAGAUCCCUGGUCUUCCAGCCCCUGGCUUCCCUCAAGGACGACACUGACUUUGAGCACCGUAUCCCAAAGACAGAGUGGUGGCUGAGGCUAAGGCCCAUCCUGAAAAUCCUGGCCAAAUAUGACACUGUGGAAAUGGACACCUCUGAGGUGGCUGCCAUGGAGCACGUCAUCAAGAAGACAGGCCUAGUCAAGGGUGGCAAAAUGUAAACAAACAAAUAAACACACACACAUAAACACAACCUCACAUAAACAAACACAUACCGACCCUUGGUAUUGCAUCUCGGCCCACCCACUCCUAUGAAGAGAACGGGAUGGUAACAGUCAACCAUUCAGUCAACAGAUGUGUGUAGCAUCUCAGUGUAGUCCUAGUGGUUAUGAGGAAGAGACUGUACAUACAGUUUGUUGUGUGGAGCUUUGAACUGUUCUACAUCACAGAAGUCAUUCUACACCAUUCUGCAGAAUCCCUGCAACAAUACUGUGCAGAUCUCUCAGUGGAGUCAGUCUAACACUUUUAUCUCAAAGCCACAAAAACACUCUCUGUGUGCUGUUUCCUGUGUCUGGCUCACUGCUUUCUCCCCUGUUUGUAUGGCAGAACAGUUUACAAAAUGAAGACUUAUUUCUUGCAUUGAAACUGAACUAGGAUAUGUAAUAAAACUGCUUCAUUUUUUGA
This is a messenger RNA of Salvelinus sp. IW2-2015, 2816 nucleotides long. Lineage: Eukaryota; Metazoa; Chordata; Actinopteri; Salmoniformes; Salmonidae. The record is from RefSeq and is a predicted model, not a curated record.